CAAACAAAUCUCGUCCGUUGAAACUUAGGUACUGUACCUUAGCUUACUUGCUUCGAGUCUCUUGUGAACUGCGGCCCACCUCCAAAUUUUUUGGUCGAGUCCUGGAGGGUCGCUGAAAUCUUGCGCGCUCUUUCCACUUUUCUCCCAAAUCCCUUUUGGCCUCUUGCGAUUGAGCGUUGAGCGUUUAUACAGACGCAUGAGCAGAGCAGCCCAGCCUGGGCGAAUCCACCGAAUUCCACCAUCGUCUUCAUAUUUUUUUGCCGGCGUUGCUGUCUGGGGCAGUAGCGCUCUCCUCAACCUACCUACCUAAUUUUUAAUAAUCCCACUUGCCAGGGGUGCGCGACAUUGCUCCCGGCCUGCUCCUGAAAACUCUCGGCUUGAAUUUCCCACAAAACCAAACAUCAUCUGCUCCCACGACCACUCUGACAAGCUUAAUUCUGUACGAAUCUGAGGUGCCUACAGACAAAUAACGACGAGACGAAACAGCGACUCCAUCCGAUCCCACACCUGAGAGAGGCAACCACACGCUUCACGGCGGCCAUACCGAUGGCGCGCCUCACUCGAACUCGAUUGGCCUCGGAGGAGCGCAAGGGUUUUCUCGACUAUUCACCGCCCUCCCCCUCACACACGUCUGGCUCCGGGUCUGGCAUCGAUGUCGAGAGUUUGGAUGAGGUGCUGUACAAAAAGCCAUACCCUCGCAGCAGGAGACGCGACGGCUUCGUCUCUUGGUCUCGAGCAAGGUUACGCAGACUGAGGCGGAGCAUCAAGAGGCAUCCCCUGCGGUCCUUCUUGAUCUUUGUCAAAUACUUGCUGCCAGCGAUACUGGGGCUCCUGAUACUCACACCACUCUUCGGGACCUCUUAUCUGCAUCCGCCUCCACAUUACCUCGAGCUCAAGACGAGAUGUCGAGGCAAAGCGGCCGAGCCUGGCUGUGCGAACUCGUUUGACGAGAAGGUUUUUAUAUCCGUCAGCCUCUACGACAAGGAUGGUCACCUAUCCUCGGGGCCGUGGGGCCAGGCCGUCAUUGAGCUCAUCCACCUCAUUGGCGCCAACAAUGUGUUUCUCAGUAUAUACCAGAACGACAGUGGGCCUGAGGGCGAGGCGGCAUUGGAGAAUUUCAAGAGGAGGGUACCAUGCCGUCAUUCUAUUGUCAACGACGUCCACGUCGACUUGGAUGGGUUUCCCAACAUUACCAUGCCUGACGGCAGUCAACGCGUCAAGCGUUUGACAUAUCUGUCGGAGAUGCGCAACAGGGCGCUGAGGCCUCUGGACAGGUUCCAGGAGGGUGACACCAGUGGCGUCCAGCGUUUUGAUAAGAUUCUUUUCCUCAACGACGUGGCCUUCAGGCCAAUCGAUGCGGCGCAAUUGCUCUUUAGCACUAACGUCGGCGCCGACGGGCGCACGCGGUUCCUGUCGGCCUGCGCGCUCGACUACAUGAAUCCGCUUCUCUUCUACGACCUCUACGCACAGCGCGACGCCGAGGGCUACUCCAACGGCCUACCGAUCUUCCCCAUCUUCAGCAACGAGGGUCAAGGGCUCUCGCGCGCAGCCAUGGGGGCUCAGAGCGACGCCGUCCCCGUAAAGUCUUGCUGGGGUGGCAUGGUGGCCAUGCAGGCUCGCUACGUCCAAAAUAUGGAGCGCGAGCUUCCGAGCCCAGACUUUCAAAACACCAACUCUCACGUCAUCGACCCGGCGCGCCCUCGUAACGUGUCGGCGCCUGUUAGAUUUCGCUACGAGCCCGAGGUGUUCUUCGACGCCUGCGAGUGUUGCCUAUUCCAAGCUGACGUGAGCCAGGUAGCGAGGCGGGCCGACGCCAAGGAGGUCGAGACCUUUGUCAACCCUUACGUGCGUGUGGCCUACAGUUGGAAGGUCCUCAGCUGGCUGCCCAUCGUGCAGCGCUGGGAGAGGUUGAUAUCGCUACCGCAGCGCAUACUCAACCCGAUCCUCGGCCUGCCGACGCACAACCCUCACCGGACCGUGGAGGAGGGUGACGGCUUCGUGGAGGAAGUCUGGGACACGCAAAAGAAGCGUUGGAAGCUCAUGCAGCGCGUCGGAAGGAAUGGCAUGUUCUGUGGCGUCAGGGACAUGCAGCUCGUCAUGAAGGGCGAGCGGGAAGGAGAAGUCAACUGGGUCAACACCAUCACUCCCUCAGGGCAGACACUGAACUUUCCUAGGUGAUGAGCGAAGCGCGUUUGUUAGUUGGUUGGUGCGGGAGUUUUGGAUUAUUGUAAGCCCAGCACGGAAAGCUGCCGGCUGAGGGAGAAAAGAAAAACAGGCUGUGGUCAAAAACUAGAAUCGCACAGCACAUACUUUUUGUUGCUAUCGGCCCUAUAUAUACCCCUUGUGCAAAGGCCGCUCAAAAUUGUACCGUCAUGUUACAGCGUCAUAGUUAUUGAAUGUUUUACAUUGUUAGGAUAUAGACAGUUCUGUGAUCUUGCCACCAAUAUUGCAAACUUUGUUCCCAAG
Molecule: messenger RNA, 2466 nt
Organism: Pyricularia oryzae 70-15
Lineage: Eukaryota; Fungi; Ascomycota; Sordariomycetes; Magnaporthales; Pyriculariaceae
Exons: 1
Coding region: 547-2178 (543 amino acids)
Source: RefSeq, a predicted model, not a curated record